Messenger RNA from Aspergillus vadensis CBS 113365, 1668 nucleotides. RefSeq lists its product as uncharacterized. Lineage: Eukaryota; Fungi; Ascomycota; Eurotiomycetes; Eurotiales; Aspergillaceae. Gene Ontology annotation, cellular component: nucleus. Gene Ontology annotation, biological process: positive regulation of transcription by RNA polymerase II. Gene Ontology annotation, molecular function: DNA-binding transcription factor activity, RNA polymerase II-specific; transcription cis-regulatory region binding; zinc ion binding. The transcript is spliced from 4 exons. The record is from RefSeq and is a predicted model, not a curated record. Bases 1 to 1668 code for a protein of 555 amino acids.
AUGCAUGGGCUCGGCAGGAGGACUCGGUCCAAGACCGGUUGUCGCACGUGUAGAAUUCGCAAGGUCAAAUGCGACGAAGAGAAACUAUUCGUUCCUGGCCAGCAGGAACCACAAUGCCGGCGUUGCACUGCGGCCCGGAUCGUAUGUGAGUGGAGGGGCGGCCCCAUCCCCCGGGGCCCAGCUAAAAGGCCCGGAAGAGACACUCGCCCGCUGGAAGUGCAGAUGGUCUGUCAGCCUGUCCCGUCUCCUGCGCGUUCUUUAUCGCCCACCGGUGGUGCUGGGAACAGCAUCCAAGCGGCCAAUUCCCUGGUGAUAUCGGACUUUGAUCGCUCGUGCUUGAAUUAUCUUCAGGAUUCUGCGCUGGUCGUGAUCCUUGUUAAAGAACCCAUGGUUAUGAGCAUGAUGUUGGCGACUACGUCAAGUGAGAUCAACCGGUCGCGUUUGUACGACCGGGACAAGACGGACGGACAAUGUACCAUUGAGAACCUGUCCGACAUGGACAGUAGGUUGCACUAUGGCCGGGCUCUCUCUGGUCUUCGGGAAGCGCUGAAACCAGACGUCAAGUCCCCGGCGCAGAUUGAAGCCAUCUUCAUUACCUUGUGGAUGAUGAUUGAUUAUGAGAACCGAUUCGGCAGCGGGACUGCUGGAAUUAAUAUCCACAUUCGCGGAAUCGAGAGUUUACUCUUCAACCAUGUCGUCCCGUCACUCAAACAACUAGAGCCUCCAAACGUCGCAAAUGCAGAGACAAAUUCACCAACUGCGAUAUGUAAUGUCGCAGUUGAGGCACAGAGUAUGAGCGCAUGCGAGAGCCCUGCGCUGCAACAGACCGCAGAUUUGUCCAAAGACAGACUUCGACAUACAGCGGUCCCUCUUUUCCUGCUUUGGACUUUGUACUUCUUCACACCGGGCGCUUUGCUCUCUGGCCCAGGUGCUGCCAGGCUCGAUGCCGACCUGUUCCGGUUUUUCAUGCAAGACGAAGCAGGAAGUGCGGGAUUGAGUCUUUCCGAGCUGUAUAGGAUUGGCAGACAGUCCCCGUCUCGAUUCUGGGGCGAUUCCUACCCCACCACAGCCCAAUUGGAUGAUAUGGAGAAUAUGCCGGGGCUAUCGUUGUAUCAUCGAAGUCAUGUACUGCAAUUCAAGAUCACGGAGUUAUUUCGGCAAGGAAAUCCUUCAAUCAAGUCGGGCCUUGAGAUCAUCAGUGAGCUCAACGUGUUAUCUGAUGAAUUCGAUACCUUGUUGAGUUCCGCCAAGUCUGCGCCCUCGUGUGAAGUCGUGGGUGACGGACGUCGCGUGAUGGAAACCAUCUUUUGGGCAGCCAUUACUUACUACGGCACAAUUGUGUAUUUUCACCUGUGCUUCAAAGACACCCUGGCCAAAGGACUGCAGGGUGCAGGGAUGAUGACCCUGCAUGAUGCCGUAUCCCAGGUUCUGGAACUUUCUCUGAGGCUACAUCGCAGCAGACCGCACUUGAUGGUGCGCAUCACGUGGCCUCUCUUCAUCGCGGGGAUUGCCACAUCCGACAGGAUAUACCAAGACUGGGUGUCAUUUCGGCUGCGCGAGCUUGGUCGCUACGGGCUCAACUACAGCCGGGUCAGCGCACGGUUUGACGAGAUAAUCCAAGGAGGCGAUCCAUUUGCGCACGGACGAAGGCCAUUGUGCGCACAGUAG